ACAAUUUUUUUUGAUUUCUUGUCAUACGGAUGUAGAAAAUUACCUGUGAAUACCAAAUUGGAAUAAUAAUAUACAAAAAAUUGUUGUAUAGUGACAAAUAUCAAAUUUUGGCAUAGGUUGGUUAAUUUACUAUAUUUGGAUCAAAAUCUUCAUUGGCGAAACAAAAUUGUAUGUGUUUAAACAUAUAUCAAUAAUAUUAAAAAUCAAUAUAAAAAGCUGCAACUUAAAAGGAUUAGUCACGUCUUAUUGGAAUACAAUUAGGUGAUAUCUGCAAUUUGUCGAUUUCAUUAAUAAUAAAGUAAUUUAAAGUAUUUUAAACAAAAACGAGUACUUUGCUUUUGGAUUAUUUUAACAAAUAUAAAUUUGUUCUGUUGAUUUGUUGAUAUAUAAUAUUGUUCUUGUAAAAGUUAUUUCUACCAAUUGGAGUUAACCCAACAGUAUCUAAAGUCAAGACAAGGAAAAGAGCGGAGACAGUAAUGACAUCUUUCGGGAAUUGGCCUCUUUUGGAAAGGGUCACUAACGAUGAAUUUCUUCAGCUAUUGCCAUAUCUCAGUUUGGAACAUUGCUUCCUGACGCAAGUUUUUAUUCCUAAAAAAAAAUGGAUACAUAUGUUGGAUGCCAAUUUGCAAACGUUGCAAGUUAAGUGCGGUGUGUGCAGUAAACAAGUGCGGUUUGAGGAUAUAGAAAAUCAUUUAGUACAAAAUGAGCAUCUAAUGACUUUGCGUUCGAAUGUAAAGCAAUUUUACCAUCCCUUUUUUACAUAUGGAAAAGCAGACAUGAAAUUAGCAAGAGGUGAACAUACUCCUCAAAAAAUGCGCGAAAGUGCGUUGCGGGAAGUGAACAUGCAAAUGAAGAUUUUUAAAAAGGAAUGCAUUUUUGCCAAGAAAAUUGCUAAUAUUGUCCAACGUAGGUCACGUGAAAUUAAAGAUGACCAACUUAUACAAACGGCUUUAGAUAAGAAUAUCGAAAAUCCUGAUGACAUGAUUGUGAAGGUAUCCCUUCCAUUUGAAGGCAUUCCCAAAUUAUUUUUUUGUGUUGCAAGUGGUGAGUGGCAGACUGUACUCGGCUACAAGAACUUAACAAAGAAAGCAACUUUUAAUUGUAAAAUAUGCUCGAUGAAUUGCUGCGGCGUCGAAACCCUUAAUUCUCAUUUAAAUGGUUUCACACACAGAUUGAGACAAUUAGAAGUAUUGGCAGUGCGCUAUGAAGAUAAUCAUAAAAUUAAUAAAAAUUGUUGCAUUAAUUUUGGCGAUGUAUUUUCAUUCUCUGUCAAGGAUGAUGUAAAGCAUUCACAUAGAGAUCAAAAUUGGAAUGACUUUGACACUCAGCUUACUAAACUACCUAACGACCUUGCAAAAACUAUAAAAGCACUUAAUAAGUAUGUACCAAAAGUGCUUACACAUAUUGAAAAGAAACCGGAUGAGAGCUUUGUAAAUAAUGCUAUUGAUCGGGAUGGACAAAUUGAAUCCGAUGCAAUCCUGGGACACCUUGGGGUUGAGUACGUACUAAAAAUAAUGAAGAAUGAAAACGACUCAGAUCCUAGAUUCGAGUGUGGACUAUGCGAAUUUGUUGGCAAUAAAAUGCAACGUCACCUCCUAUCUUAUGAUCACAAGAAGAAAUAUUUGGAUUUGCACUAUUGCGACACGAUUAAAAAAUAUGAAUCUGCAUUAGGUCAUAUGAAUUUCAAAGAGUUCCGUCCUGUAAUGAACAAGAUUGUUGAUAAACUAGCAAUUGAAAUAGAAAAGCAUCAUAGCCGCAGUUUACCUUACACAGUUUCUUUGAAUGACUAUAAAACUCGAAGACCGGAUUUGAUAGCUGAGGCAUAUGCGCUCUUACAUGCUUCUCAAAACAGAGGACCAUCAUUUUCGAACGUGUUUUCUAUCGAUGACAUACGAAAUCUUAAGAAUUCUGCUUCACAGCUAGCAGAAAGUAUGACAUAUAAAAGCACUGAUUAUAUGAUAUUUACUAUAGCUCCAAAAGGCAAAAUAUACUUAAAUCAAAUGAGCCAUGAUCCGGUAGUUCGCCUUAGGGAAUACAAUGCGAAAAUGAAUAAAACACGUCCAUCUCGCAGAAGUCGUUCUAUAUCACCUGUCCAACAUACUCAAGUCUCAAGUAGAAGAUGUGAUUCACGUAAUGAACGACCACAUACACGUGUUUACGACAAACGUACUCGAUCCAGAUCACCCAUUUCUAACAGGGCUAGAUCUCCAAUACGAAGAGAUCGACGUGUCGAUCAUUUAUCAAAGGCUUUAAAUCAAAAUAUUUGGGAUGCUUAUCGGCGUGAAAUAGCCAACGCUGCAAAUGAAAUUGAACUAGCUUACGAAAAUUUCAGAAAAAAUCCAGAAAGCCAUCCAUUGUAUGAGGAAGAGUGGAAUAGUUUUUGGCAACAUCGUAAAAAAGAGCUUGAACGUGAAGGUUUCAAUCAUCGGACAUACAAUUUUCAACCGGAGUGGGUUCAUUAUUUCAAACAGCGUAUCGAAGUACUAUUUGGAGAGGCAUUGCAUAAAUCGCAGAUAAAUAUUCGUAAUAGGUUGGAAAUUCCUUUAGAUGCUGAAGAAGAUUGUCAACGAUCGAGUGAACAUUCAAAUCAAUAUGUAGUGGAUCGUCGAACAAAAGAUAUGGCUAUAUGUGCUGAGGAAAUGAAUGGAUUUAAACGACAACACAAACAUCGCAGUUCCUCUGAUUUCAAAAGUGGUGUUUCCCAACAUAAAAGGGUCUUUCCAGAACAAAUGUAUGCAGAAAGGAAGAUCGAUUCAAGUGCAGAAGAAUCACAAAAAAUGAUUGUCACUAGAAUUAGUGAUAAUCAUUCGAAUGUUGUACACGUCCUGCGCUUAAUGACAGCACUGGAGGAGCAUCUAGGUAGUUUAGGUGGAAAGGUAAUGGAUUUACUAUCGAACGCUUUGCAAUUGGAAAAACGUUUUCGUGGAAAUAGUUUAGAGUUUGAAGCAAAAGUUUUAACUAUUUCCAAUUGCCAGCUACUUGAAACUGCUAUGGAAAAGCUUAAAGGUAUAUUAUUUGCUGGAUUAUUGGAUGAAAAGAAAAUUUCGGGAUUUAAUCGGGUUAUCCAGCACACAGCUAAUCUGCUUAAAUAUGCCGAAAAAAUGGGAUGGAGACAAGAUAGUCAUGUACCAGAGAGAAAAGGUGAUAGCACAAGGGUGAGAGGAGGCGGCGAGACUCAAAUGCCAGGUGAAAAAGCCUUAUCUGACACAUUGAUGGAUUUACUGAAUACUACGCCCCACCAAACGUACAAACAACAGAUAAAAAUCUCAAAGGAACAGUUUGCUGUUCCAGCAGAGCAGCAGCUUUCAAUGCAACCUGUGUGCCCUCCACCACCCAAUAUUAAGGGAACUAAUAUAAACGCAAUUUUGUUAGGUGGCUACAAAGGACAACAAUCGAACUCAUCAGGCCUGGCUUUAUUCAAUACAAAAUUGUCGCUGGAUCAAACCAAUCGAACGCAAAAUCUCUCAGAUAAUCAGUCUCUGCAGUCUGCAGAAUUUGCCCAAAUGUACGGAAACCCAAAUAGUGGUGGAAAUAACUUAUACAACAACAGUUUUAAAAACACCAAUGAUACAAGAACAAGUAUAAAUACGCGCAUAAAUAAUGGACCAAAAAUCGGAGGAGGCAUGAACAACAGUGGAUCAUCACCACAGUUUAGAAAUUCACAAUUCAUUCCGAAAAUGGGUCAAAAUAAUGCCAUGUAUCAAGGAGGGGGAGGAGGAGGUAAUCGCAAUCAAAAUUGGACACGUUGGAAUAAUAUUAAUUAAAAUUAUCAAAUUUUCAUUGACAGUUUUCUAUUUUCUCUAGAUCAAUAAAAAAUUAUGUAUUAAUUUUCGAAAUAAUUUCUUAAUUAAAAAAAGUAAAAAUACUAAAACUUAAAA
This is a messenger RNA of Calliphora vicina (urban bluebottle blowfly), 3878 nucleotides long. It is a transcript of the gene TTLL5, whose product is annotated as Tubulin tyrosine ligase-like 5. Gene Ontology annotation, cellular component: cilium. NCBI's taxonomy places the organism in Eukaryota, Metazoa, Arthropoda, Insecta, Diptera, Calliphoridae. Bases 477 to 3764 code for a protein of 1095 amino acids. Gene Ontology annotation, molecular function: tubulin-glutamic acid ligase activity; tubulin binding. The record is from RefSeq and is a predicted model, not a curated record. The transcript has 2 exons. Gene Ontology annotation, biological process: protein polyglutamylation; microtubule cytoskeleton organization.